Molecule: messenger RNA, 2855 nt
Organism: Cherax quadricarinatus
Lineage: Eukaryota; Metazoa; Arthropoda; Malacostraca; Decapoda; Parastacidae
Product: minor histocompatibility antigen H13
Biological process (GO): membrane protein proteolysis
Cellular component (GO): cytoplasmic side of endoplasmic reticulum membrane; membrane; lumenal side of endoplasmic reticulum membrane
Molecular function (GO): aspartic endopeptidase activity, intramembrane cleaving
Source: RefSeq, a predicted model, not a curated record
CCCCGUGAGGCUGGCACCGAGAGUGAUAGUGGAGCAGCGAUGGCGGACGUGGGAGUUGAUCAGGUUCCAGUGACACAAAUUUUAGAAAAUGUGACCGAAGCGGCCACCAAUGGCACUGGAAAGGUGCCCUCGACGCCCGAGGGCAUGGCUUUGGCCUACGGCAGCCUGGUAGUUAUGGCUCUCAUCCCCAUAUUCUGUGGAUCCUUCAGGUCUGUCAAGCAUCAACAGCAGCAGAAGGCAUCUGGAGAGAAAGUUGACACAAUGACUUCAAAAGAUGCAGCAAUGUUCCCUGUUAUAGCAUCGUGUGCUCUCUUUGGCCUCUAUAUAAUAUUCACGGUUUUCUCCAAGGAAUAUAUCAACCUCUUACUUUCUUCAUACUUUUUUGUUUUGGGAGUGCUGGCCUUGUCUCAUGUUUUUGGCCCAUUAAUCUCUGGCCUAGUACCUGCAUCAGUACCUUUCGAAACCUAUCAUCUUCACUUAAUGAAAGGAGAUAAAGACAAAAAAGAUUACAUCAUAAAUUACGGGUUUACAUCCUAUGACCUCGUAUGCAUGGGAGUGUGUGCCCUGCUGGGAGUGUGGUACCUCCUGAAAAAGCAUUGGAUUGCAAACAACCUUCUUGGUUUGGCAUUUGCCAUUAAUGGUGUGGAGCUUCUGCACUUAAACAACAUCCAAACUGGAGCUCUCCUCUUAAUUGGGCUUUUUGUAUAUGAUGUCUUCUGGGUCUUUGGGACCAAUGUUAUGGUCACUGUAGCCAGAUCCUUUGAGGCACCUAUAAAAUUGGUGUUUCCUCAAGACCUGCUGGAGAAGGGCCUUGAGGCUGACAAUUUUGCUAUGCUGGGCUUAGGAGACAUUGUUAUUCCUGGCAUAUUCAUUGCACUCUUACUACGCUUUGAUCAUAGUUUAAAUCGAGGAUCCAAUACAUAUUUCAAGGUUACAUUUGCAGCCUACUUUGCUGGCCUUAUGAUGACAAUCUUUGUCAUGCAUGUUUUCAAACAUGCCCAGCCAGCUCUGUUGUACCUUGUGCCAGCCUGCCUUUCUGCACCAGUACUUUUGGCUUUCCUCAAAGGGGAUUUCAAGGCUCUGUUACAGUAUGAAGAUCAUCCCAGUUUAGAGGAAAAGGAAGGCACUGAGACAACAGAGGAUAAGAAGUCAGGGAAGAAAGAUAAGUGAGAAGAUGAAACAGGAAUAAAUGCAGCUAACAGCAUGUGUAUUCCUGUGACCCGUCCUUGUCACUGUAGGCAGUCAACGGGAUGAGUAUUAUGACUGGCACAAAAUAAGACUAUGGGCUUUUGCUGCCAAAUUUUUAUUUUUUAUAAGUAGAUUUGUGCCCAAUGAAUGACCUAUAAGUUGACCUCUUUAUUGUUGAUCUUAAAGCAUUGCUAAAAUUUAAAGGUGACAAUUCAGUUAAAGCAUUUUUUUACUAUUUGUAUUUUUCAUGGCACCACUGCUCUAAACUCUCACUGACAGCUUUUGUUACAAAUUGCUGGGCAAUAGCUACCAUUUUCUCCAUUUUUAAAUAUUCUGUUAAUAAUAAUAGGAUCUGACUUCUUAAAGGGCUGGCAAUACUAAAACCUUUUGUUUUUAAUGAAUGUCACCAUUGAAAUAUUUGUUUGAUAUAUUUUUGUAUAUUAAAUUUGUGUGUCCAGGGCAUACAUUGUUUAAUAUAUUUUUGUAUUUUGUUUGUGUACCCAGGGCAUACAUACACAAAUUAUUCUAGUUUUCCUGCAUAAGUUUCAUAAGGUGUACUUAUUUAUUUUUAACCAUUUUGAUACUUCUCAAUGUAAAUCAUUAUCAGAUAUUUUUCCCAUGAAGGUUUGACAUUGUUGUUGCAUCUUGUUCAGAGAUUUCAUUGCACUUAAGGACUGAAUGCUGGAAGCAUUAGUAUUGAAUUGUAAAAACAGCAGUUAUCUUUUACACUAGAAUAACCAGUCAAGUUGUCAUUGACAGUAAGAACACUCAAUGUAGAUCAUUUUUUCAUUAUAUAGUAAAUCAAGAAAUUGGCCAGGAUUGUUAAUAAAAUAUUGGAUAAAUAAAAUUUUGAUAAUAAACCAUUAGGCAUAUACAGGUAGAUACAUAAAUACUGAUUUAUUCUUUGCAUCUGGGAUUUUCAAGGGUAGUUUAUCUAAGGACUAUUAAGGUGAUCAUAAUUUCAUGCUGUAUAUGUUUGCAGUUUUUCAAGGGCUGAACUUCAUUUUUUAUCUAAAGCCAUAUCAAAAAGUAACACUUUACCAUUACUGAAUAAUAAUAAUUUAAAUUGUGUGCUGCCCUUGGGCAAGUAAAAUUGAGAUUUUGUGAAAAAUGUGAUACAGUUGAGAUAAUAAUUUUUAAGCAUUUGCUUUAUAUUGGACACAAGAUGUACAUUAUUAUUAUUAAAAGUUUAAUUCAGUACAUUGGUAAAUCUAUGAAUUGCAGUAGUUUGAAUUAGAGAAAUUUUUAUCUUUUAUUAGCAUUUAAAGGGCAUAAUGUGGAAGACCAUGGAAAGAAUCUAAAAGUUAAGUGUUGUAUGUAUUAAUUUGUUCCUUUAAUAGUAAAUUAAAAUAUUGUUUUUAUAUAUUCUGUUCUUGUCAUGUUUAUUAGUUACAAAGUUAUAUUUAUUAAUACUUGAGCACUUCAGUGCUGUGAAGUUCAUCAGAGUCAGGGCCUUGUUGGAAUUCAGUUAACAAUAAAUCAUAGCCAUUCUCAUCGUGAGAGGAAGUAGUACUGACAAAUUAUUUUGUUGAACACGUCAGUUUCUUUGUGAUUGAGUGUUGAUUAAGGUGAAGGUUGGCAAUUGUAUGAAUGUGAUGAGUGAUUAGCAGAAAGCUGUGAGAAUUCAGAUCUAAGAGCAUAUAAUAAAAGGUCCAAGACAAGCAUAA